Messenger RNA from Salvelinus sp. IW2-2015, 6197 nucleotides. NCBI's taxonomy places the organism in Eukaryota, Metazoa, Chordata, Actinopteri, Salmoniformes, Salmonidae. The record is from RefSeq and is a predicted model, not a curated record.
GAGUUCUAGUGAAGUGAGGCGGAGCGAGCAAUCCUUUCAGGGAUGAAACGCGGGCUGAAGAAUAAUGAAUGAGAGAAACUGGGCGGAGAAAGUUCGAGUUGAUUUUCACAUGUCUCUUAGUGCCAUGGUAAGUGUACUUUUUUGGAGUAAUAGGACAGCUAUUCUGCAGUGGAUAUUUAUUUGACUUUAUUUGACUGUAAAGUAGCCUAAAUAAACGAACAUUCUAAAACGGUCUGGACUGGAGUUAGCCACUUUGGAUUGGAAGACUUCUUUGUGAAGAAGGUGAUGGUUUCACUGUAAAGAGAGGGCAAACUGGGGAGUCGGAGGAGCCAGAAUGGAGGACCUCAUAGGGUCGUUGGAGAGGAAGCUGCAGAGGCCUCUAUUGGCCAAGUCCCGGACACUACCCAGCAUCCCCCAGUCCCCUACCGUGGCCAGGGUCCACCACUCAGACCUGAUUGAUGGGAGUCCUCCUCGCAGGACGUCUUUGGCCAGCAACAGCAAUCAGCCCAAGGCCUGCACUUUGCCCCCUGAAGGGGAGCUGUGGCGUCUGGAGGACGACGUGGAGGACGAGGAGGAGGCGGGGCGUCUGUGUGUCGCCGCCCGCCCCCGCUCACAAUCGCCCUUCUCCCACUUCCGCACGCGCACCGCAUACCUGCGCAAGAGCGUCUCCGUGGACGACCCACUGGGCAUGGUAGACUACUGCUCGGCGGCGCCCCUCGAGGGCAAAGGCAGUCGCGGCGGCAAGGGCAAGCUCAAGAGGAAGUUUAGUCUGGGGUCAGCAGACAGGAAAGAGUUCCAACAAAAGAAGCCAGAGUCGAGCAUAUCCAAAUUCACUCACCGGCUGUCCCUAAAAGAGCGGCAGACCAAACCUGAGAAGACUACACUGGAUAGACCUCCGUCCUACAGGAGGCGCUCUCUCAGUCUGGACUGGGCCGACUCAGCCAAGAUGAACCAGCGAGAGAUGCGAGAGCCUCAUCCUCCUCCCAUCCGGAACAAGUCCACCAGUCUGUCAUCCCCCAGUGCCGCCCGCCGCCUUUACAGGAACCUGUCAGGGAAGUUCCGUGUGGGCAACCUGCCUGGCCUGGAGGACAGUGUGGUGUCGGGACGAGGCGAUAAGGAGCGCCUCCGCAAGUCCACUAUGUUCCAGAGUAACGAGGCGCUGUUCGAGGCGGUGGAGCACCAAGAGAUGGACCUGGUGCAGUUACUCCUGUCCCAGUACAGUAUGGAGGAGCUGGACCUCAACACCCCUAACAGUGAGGGCCUGCUGCCCCUGGACAUCGCAGUCAUGACCAACAACGUACCCAUGGCCAGGCUGCUGCUCCGCGCCGGAGCCAAGGAAAGCCCCCACUUUGUGAGCCUGGAGGGCCGCGCGGUGCACCUGGCCACGUUGGUCCGUGAGGCCGAGCAGCGUGUGGGGGACUUGCAGGCCCAGGUGCGGAGUGAGUUCCCCGGGGAGCGGGAGGCGUCGGACCAUGAGAGGCAACUCAAGGCCUGGGAGUGGAGGCACCGGCUCUUCAGACGCAUGCAGACGGGCUUUGAGCAUGCCAGCCCUCCGGAUGUUCCCAGCUCUGUCCGUCUGUCUGUCCUUAGCAGCUCCAGUCUGAGGGUGGACUUCCAGGAGCCUCUCAGUGUCAACUCUGCAGUAGUCACCAAGUACAAAGUGAGUUGGAGCGGUUCCCCUUCCCUCAGUCCUCUGUUGGGUGAGGCGCUAGUAGAGGACACCAGUCUACUGCAGUGCAACAUUACCGACCUCACACGCGGAGAUUAUUACUAUUUCCAGGUGUCUGCCUUCAACAUGAAGGGAUGGGGUCCUGCCCAGAACUCCACCCCAUCCUGCGCCUCCCCUUCCAGUUGGAGGGAGAUUGAUGGCCGCGCACCUCGCCAGCGGGGACAGAAGGAGGCGCUAGACCAGCUACUGGGACAGAUUAAAGAGACGCACCGCCACUGUGUGUGCCACGAACAGUGCAAAGCCCCUCCACACGUGAGGAAACAUUCCGUAUCCAAAAGCCUGCGCCACCUCUUCCAGCCUACCAGCAAAUUUGUCAAAAGCUUGAAACGAGGUCUCUACUUGACGUCUAUAUUCUACCGAGAUGACAAUGUACUCGUGACGCCUGAGGACCAGAUCCCCAUCGUAGAGAUAGAUGAAUCCUAUUCCAGCUCACUGAUGCAGGACUUCCUAUGGUUCACUAAGGUGUCCUACCUAUGGGAGGAGAUUCCGUGGCUGCAGCAGUGUCUCAGCCCCUCCCAGUCUUCCUGCUCCUGCACCCUCCAGACACGCCUCAAGAUGCUGCAGGCCGUAUCCCAACUACAGGGAAUGCUGGGAACUCAGGACCUGGGUCAGGUUUACUUUGAGCCAAUCAAAGACAAGCAUGGCAACGCUCUGCUGGUGUUGCUGAAGGACAUGAACGUGUGUCCCAGUCUGGACGGGGUGAAGUGGACACAUCUGUGUAAGCUUCAGCUUCAACGCAAGUCCAUCUCGUCCCCCGAGGAGCCCACGGCCCUGGACACGCUGCUCAUCACCCUCCACGAGAAGCUGGCGUACCACAGACGGAGCAGGAAGCUCCUCUCCCCAGGCCUGUACCUGGGCUACCUGAAGCUGUGUAGCUCUGUGGACCAGAUCAGAGCCCUGGUGCCUCAGAAGCUACCCAACGUCCUCUGUCAUGCUAAGAUACGAGACAACUGUAAUGUGUCUAGGGAAGAGUGGCAGUGGCUGCAGGCCCUCAGUUCUCUGGAGGAGUCUCUGGAGAUGGACCAGGAUGUGCAGAGCGCUCCACACCGCCUCCUACAGGACCUACGCAGCGCUGCCAAGGACCUCAUGGCCCACAUGAACAUCCCUGUCAGCCAGGUGCAGGACUUCCGUAUCUACGCCCAGGAGGUGUUGGAAUUUGGGGACAAGGUGUCCUUCCUGCUACUGCUGCCCCCCUCAGACGACGUGUGUACGGCCCCCGGCCAGAGCAACCCCUACUCCCCCCGGUCAGGCUUCCUCACCCUGCCUCUGCAGAUCUUUGAGCUGGUUCACUUUGAUGCCUACUGCCCCAGCUUCAUAGGGCAGUACUGCCGUGUGUCUGCCCUGUUGGAGCUGGAGUCGCUCAUGUCCCAGCAGACCCUGAGGGAGGCCUUCUCUGAGACGGAGCUCCACGCCGCCAAGCAGAAACACCAGCAGGUCCAGGAGCACAUGCAGCAAAUGGAGGAUGUGUGGCGGGAGGCGCGGUGGAUCAUGGACGCCCUGCAGUAUGCCCGCUACAAGCAGCCCACCGGGGCCAUUUCCCUGGCCUGGAUCAUCCACUUUUCCAUGGACGCAGUGCCCGACACGCCCCGCUCCACCUCCUCCCAGCCAGACUACCUUCCCUCACCCAUGCCCUCCCCCGAACCAAGCCGCAAGCACUCUGUAGACUUCCACGGUCUCUCAGAUGAAGAGGGUUCCUCUGAAGUCUUCCUCACCACUGACAGCGACUACGACUCUAGCCGUGCCCAGAGCCCCCGCGAGUUGGACCUUCUCCCCCCCUCGCCCCUCUCCUCCUCCGGCGGCGGUGUGGGAGGAGGGGGUGGAGGGGGUUCAGGGACAGGAGCGCUGAGAGACUCCACCCCAGACGUGCUCCAGGCCUCGGAGCCCCAGACAGGCCCUACCGGCGAACAACGGCUGAGCGGAGGGGGGCCCGGUGGGGAGAGGCGGAGGGGCAGGGGGGGUCCCAUGGAGCUCUUCGACAGCGACUUCAUCCUACCCAGCAGGCAGAUCGAACUACUGAGGAUCACGGAGAAGAGGCAGGCCUUCUGUGUGAGAACCAGUAGUCUUGAAUUCCCCUCUUCCUCUGGUGGUCAUACUGCACACUCACCCUCACCAUCCUCCUCCCCCCACCGCCGCUGGCACCGACCCUCCUCUGUGGACCGCUGCUGCCCUGCUGAGCAAUGCCUGCCGCACCCCCAGCCCCCCGCUCGCACCCUGUCAGAGGACAGCGGCACCCAGAGGCUCUCAGGUUCCCCCUCGCCCGGUGCCCACAGGAAAGGCUGGCACGCCACGCUCCGGGUGUACCCGCAGUACCGAACCGGGCUACCCAAGGAAACCAGUGUCAAGCUGCGGGUGACCCCAGGCACGUCGGCCAGGGAGAUGGUCCAGCUGGUGGUGCAGGAGAUGAACACGGUGUCGCGCCGGCUCCUCAGUGGUAGCAGUAGUAAUGGAGGGGGAGCGGAGGGGGAGAAGUGUCUGUACAGCCCUGAGCAGCUGGAGCACUUUGGACUGGUGCUGGUGGUGGACGGCAGGGAGAAGUGGCUCCAGGAUGACUUCUGUCCCCUGGAGCUGCAGAACCCCUGGCUCCGGGGCAAGCUGUGUGUCCGCAUCAAGGAGUACUCGCCCCUGGCACUGCAGUACAGCAGGGCGACUACUGUCUGAAACUAAGGGGUGGGGAAGGAUUCGGGGGCGGGGGACUUUAGGUCUGGACUACUAGUUGGAAGUUCCUCCUUCGGAAAUGUUGGAACAUGAACUUUUAACGUUUUACAUGGGCCAAAGCAAGGCAGCCUACCUGGGAUGAACUUCCACUGGAAUUUUCUCAAAUUUUCUCCCUCUCUUUCAAACUUUUUUCCUCUUCGGUUGUUUUUACCGUCCAGCUACUGUAGCUACAGAGCAUAGUCGGUGGUUUUAUGUUUGUUUGUUUGUUGUUAACUGAAAUGCUGCUGUGAGACUCUGUUUCCAUGAAGUCUCUUCCCACCCCAUGUAAACUACACUUUCUUCCUCAAUGCUCACCUGGACAUCAAAUGUACAAAAGGAAAUGGAAAACUGUUGUUAUUAUAUUAUUUGCAUCACCAAACGUCAAAGCCCAAAAAAGGGAUGUGACGUGAGGAAGAUUAAUGAAUGAAUGCUACCGCGCUUUGACAUGGGGCGUGAUUGACAGCAACACAUUUGCCAGAACGCGGCCAGUAUCGUCAUCUGCAGCCACAUGCGGGUGGACAAGCCUUUUCCUAUGAACUUUUCCUAUGAACUCUCUCUGUCUCUCUCUCUCUCUCUCUCUCUCUCUCUCUCUCUCGCUCUCAUUCCAAGAGGCUGUUGGCUGCAACCCUGCAGCCGGCCUUCCCGACGUUCCCAGGAUGUGGGCCCUGGACUCUUCCCAGAGGGCCCAGCGCGAGGGAAGGGGGCUGGCGUCUCCCAGCUCGGGACAGAAUCUGGAAUCUGCCCUGCGGUUUGACCUCUAAGUUUGUCACUCUGUCAGACUCGCCUCCCCUGGCCACUGUUGUAACUUUGGGAAGGAGAGAGCCAGGAGUACAGAGGAUUACACACAAGAGGGAGGGAGGGAGGGAGGCUGCAAUGUCUUUGGGAUUCUGGCACUUACUUUCUGGUGUUUCUUUUUCGUCCUGAGUGCAGGAGAAAAUACUUUGUACAUGGUGACUCCCGCCAAUCUGUGGUGAAGUCAUAAAACAAACCAUCAUCUCAUCCAACUUAGCCAUCGAAAAGGCAUAGAAAGCAGAUUUGGAUUUUUGAAAGACAAAACCCAAACAGGAACAAAGAAAGAGAAGCAAUACUUUACUUCCACGUGGGGUUUUUUCUCGUUUGUUUCUUUGUGAUUCGAGACGAUUGUACACCUUCCAGAAUUCGUCAAAAGUCUGGGCCAUGCUAGCCAUGUGCUAACCGAUAGCCAGUGCAGUGUUAUCCAGGCCGCUGGUACUCCAGUCCGACCAUUAAGAGGUGUUCGUCUCCUCAUUGGGGGUCUGUGCGUCUGUACAGCACCGUAAGUACUCCAAUGGAAAUAGGAUUGGCCAAGUUGCUCUUCAACAUGACGCUAUAGGCUCCUUCCGCUCACAGUAACUGCAGGCUUUGGUUUUAGUCUAGCACUCGUCUUCGUGUUCAUUAGGUAGAAAGGCAGAACCUUCAAUGCACUCCUUCUUUGGACUUAAAUAGCAUUUGAAAAGGUUCAAACAGAAGGCAUUUCAACCACGUAUGAAAGAGCCUGGUUGAAUAUGAUGUCUGAAAUGAAAGCCUGCACUUACUGUAACAUUGUGGGUCCAGAAAAGUUUAAACCUGUUCUUGAACCUUCUACCCUGUUCUUUCCUUAGACGUGGUUGUGUUCUCCGAGCCUGAUAUAAGUGUUUACAGAGUUUAGUUUCCUUUAUCCUCCCCAAAAACGUGUGUUUACAUAUAACUACAACAAAAAAAAAGUCUUAAAAGAGCAACUGAUGUGAAGUUGUAAAUGAAAAGUAUUGGUUCCACU